AUGUUAGAUAAGAAAGCAGACAAGAACCAUACACAUAAAUCCUUCACAACUGUUGCUAUAGAAAGUAUUGAAGGAACGGUUGAAGAAACUGGUGGGGAUGCAUUAUAUUGUAAACCUCCUAACUUUCCACAAGGUUUAACAUCGGAUGACGACAUAACGACGAUGAGAAACAUUAGAUGUAAAGAUGUUUAUGUCAUGAAGGAUGAACAUAAUAUUAAAUUCACUGCUCAAGAUUUAUAUGACAAGAAAGCAGACAAGAACCAUACACAUAAAUCCUUCACUACUGUUAGAGCAGACGACAUAAUAUUGAACUUUGACCUUGGUUCAAGUGCACCUUUAGAGAAUCCGAGUACAAGCGUAAAAGAUACUCUUAACAAUUUAGAUAAGAGUUGCAGGAAUACCGAAGAUCAUGCCAGAAACUUUGAAGCAUAUGAACUACCAGCAAUGUUAGACAAGAAAGCAGAUAAAACUUAUGUGGAUGCAGAACUAACAAAGAAAUUUUCGAAACCAGAUACAAUGACAUUUACAACAGAAAUUAUAAAUGGUGAACCAGCAACUCCAUUUGAAUUUGUUAGAGGUCUUCAACCAGAUACUUUUGAAUUUUUCUUGGAUAAUUCUAUUGAACUAACAUUACAUUAUAAAAGUGGAACAAAUGCAACAUUUCAUCCGGGAGAUACAUUCCAAAUGGUAUUUAAUGACAUAAGUUCUUUAGAAUAUGUUUAUAGAGUUAUGAGCAUAUAUGAUUUAAUAUAUCCUAUAGGAGCUGUUUAUACGUCUAUGAAUCCAAUAAAUCCAAACACUUUAUUUGGUGGUAGAUGGUAUGAAAUAGUUGACAGUUUUCCAUUCUACACUAAUACGCAGUCAAUGAAGAUGGGAGGUUCAAAGAAAAUAGGUAUUGAAAACCUUCCUUCACAUAUGCAUAGGUUCAGUGGAAGAACAUCUGUGGAAGGAAACCAUUCACAUUCAAUAACAAAAAGAGGUUAUACAAAUCUUGCAGCGGGUUCGGAUAGACAGGGAAUGCAUAGAUAUGAUAUCACAACUGACCCCAAAGAUGUUAGCACAGGUAUUUUCUGUGGAACUGCAGGAAAUCAUACACAUGUUGUAGCUGGUAUUACAGACCCAGCAG
Trichomonas vaginalis G3 is the source of this 1126-nucleotide messenger RNA. Its product is annotated as ATP binding. The record is from RefSeq and is a predicted model, not a curated record. NCBI's taxonomy places the organism in Eukaryota, Parabasalia, Trichomonadida, Trichomonadidae. The annotation marks the transcript as partial. The transcript has a single exon.